Molecule: messenger RNA, 1941 nt
Organism: Penaeus vannamei (Pacific white shrimp)
Lineage: Eukaryota; Metazoa; Arthropoda; Malacostraca; Decapoda; Penaeidae
Source: RefSeq, a predicted model, not a curated record
AUGGGACUUACCCUCGUCAUCCGGCCUGUCCAAGAUGCUCCCCCUUUCCUUCAUAACCGAACACUCGAAGCGGUAAUCGGUUGUCUGGCGCGAGAGAGAAAACCGCCGCCCGCACCCACGCCCUUCUCACCACCCGCCUCCGCCCUCACCCACGCCCCGUCCCCCCGCCUCCGCGCCCUCACCACGCCCUCCUCACCCGAGCCCGUCCUCACCCACGCCCGUCCUCACCCACCCCGUCCUCACCCGCCUCCGUCCGUCAACCCGCGCCCUUCCUCACCCGCCUCCGUCCUCACCCACCCGUCCCACCCGCGCCCGUCCUCACCCGCGCCUUCCUCACCCGCGCCCGUCCUCACCCACCCCGUCCUCACCCACGCCCGCCCGUCCCACCCGCCUCCGCCCUCCCACCCGCCUCCUCCUUGCCGCCCCCGUCCUCCUCACGCGCCCUCCUCACCCGCCUCCGUCCUCACCCGCGCCCUUCCUCACCCGCCUCCGUCCCACCCGCGCCCUUCUCACCCGGCGCCCUCCUCACCCGCUCCGUCCUCACCGCGCCCGUCCUCACCCACGCCCUUCCUCACCCACGCCCGUCUCAAACCGCCUCCUCCUCACCCACGCCGUCCACCCGCGCCCGUCCUCAACCGCGCGCCCGUCCUCACCCCCCGCCUCACCGCCCUCCUCACCGCGCCCAUUCCUCACCCAUCUCGCACCGUCCUCCACCCUCCUCACCCACGCCCGUCCUCACCCGCUCCUCAACCUCACCCCUGCGCCCUUCCUCACCCGCCUCCGCCCUCACCCGCAGCCCUUCCUCACCCGCCCCUUCCUCACCCGCCUCCGCCCUCACCCGCGCCCUCCUCACCCGCCUCCGUCCCACCCGCCCCUUCCUCAUCCGCGCCCUUCCUCACCCGCCUCCGUCCUCACCCGCGCCCGUCCAACACACGCCCUUCCCACCCACGCCCGUCCUCAACCGCCCUCCGUCCUCACCCCCGCCCGUCCUCACCUCGCCUCCGUCCUCACCCACGCCGUCGUCCUCACUCCGUCCUCACGUCCUCGAACCGCGCCCGUCCUCACCCACGCCCGUCCUCACCCGCCUCCGUCCUCACCCGCGCCCGUCCUCACCGCGCCCGUCCUAACCCGCCCCGUCCCACCCGCGCCCGUCCUCACCCGCCUCCGUCCUCAACCGCGCCCGUCCUCACCACGCCCGUCUCACCCCCUCCGUCCUCACCCGCCCCGCCACCCCGCCGUCCUCACCCACGCCCGUCCUCACCCGCCUCCGUCCUCACCCGCCCUUCCUCACCCGCCUCCGUCCUCACCCGCGCCCUUCCUCACCCGCCCCGCCUCCGCCCCUUCCUCACCCGCGCCCUUCCUCACCCGCGCCCUCCUCACCCGCCCUCCUCACCCACGCCCGUCCUCACCCGCGCCUUCCUCACCCGCUCCGUCCUCACCCGCCUCCUCCUCACCCACGCCCGUCCUCACCCGCGUCCCACCCGCCUUCCUCACCCACGCCCGUCCUCACCCGCCUCCGUCCUCACCCACGCCCUUCCUCACCGCCUCCGUCCUCACCCGCGCCCUUCCUCACCCGCCUCCCGUCCUCACCCGCCCUUCCUCACCCGCCUCCGUCCUCACCCGCGCCCUUCCUCACCGCACCGCGCCCUUCCUCACCCGCCGCCCGCCUCACCCGCGCCUUCCUCACCCGCCGCCCUCCUCACCCGCGUCCUCUUCCUCACCCGCGCCUUCCUCACCCGCCUUCCGCCUCCUCCUCACCCGCGCCCUCCUCACUUCCUCACCCCGCCCUUCCUCACCCGCCCCACCUCACCCCGCGCCUUCCUACCCGCGCCCUUCCUCACCCGCCUCCGUCCUCACCCGCGCCUUCCUCACCCCGCGCCCUCCUCACCGCACCCGCGCCCUUCCUCAUUCCUCACCCGCGCCUUCCUCACCCACGAUUGA